AUGUUAAAGUCAGUUAUUUCUAAUAAGGAGAACUAAUUUCAUCGUAUUCAUUAGUAAAGAGCUGCUAGAAAAAUAGUAUAGAAUUGAAAUUAUUUCCAGAUUAACAAAAUUGGAAAAUCAACUCUUAAUCAGUCACCAAUACGAAAACAAGUUGAAAAUACAGCUUAAUAAAAUUUAGAAGCUUUAAGUUCCUAUUAAACUUUAUGCGAUAAUUAAUAAAGAAUUGAUUUAUGUAAGAAUUAGGUUAUCAAAGUAAAUCAACCGAAAAAUAAAAUAGAUUUUACUCAAUAAGAGAUAGUUGGUUGGGCUGAUGAUAAUAAAACUUUUGAAAAACAAUAGAAAUUAACAACUGAACAUAGCGUUCAAACAAGUAUUAAUUAAGAAAAAAAAGCGAGAAAAUCCUAUUCUCAAUAAACAUAAAGAAUCAAGACAAUUCCAAGAAUGAUAGAAAUACGAUAAAAAACUUCAAAAACACCUCUAAGAACUACAAAAAUUACUAGUCCUUUUAUUGAAUAUCCAAAUAUGCAAAAGUUUAAAUUAUUCUUUGAUAAAAAUAUAAAACAACAAAGAAUUCCUCAAUUAAUUAUAUGUGAUCGAUCUAUGAAUGCUAUUGAUGGAUUGAAUAGUAUUAGUUUUAAUAAUGUAACCAAAAAGCAAAUUUAGCAGCAUCGAAGAAAUCAAACUUUGUGUGUUGGGAAUAAAAUGAAUAAAAUAGACAUUAUUAAAGACAUUACUCAUUAUUUAUGA
Messenger RNA from Paramecium sonneborni, 747 nucleotides. The record is from the annotation of a GenBank genome assembly. Lineage: Eukaryota; Ciliophora; Oligohymenophorea; Peniculida; Parameciidae.